This is a messenger RNA of Camellia sinensis, 3024 nucleotides long. Lineage: Eukaryota; Viridiplantae; Streptophyta; Magnoliopsida; Ericales; Theaceae. The record is from RefSeq and is a predicted model, not a curated record.
GAUCUUUGACGGUUGCUUCCUUCUCCAAAACUCUGUUCACUAUUGCAUCCUUCUCUCUCUCUCUCUCCCUCUUCUAGGCACAUUUUCUCUCAGUGAAAUAAUGAGAAUGUAUCAUGUUGUAACAUAAAAGCAAGCUUCGUUUCAGUUCAACGUCCACAUUAUUACGACCCGUAUUUCUCGUGUUUCUGGCUUUGGAUUACUCGUGAUUUCCUUUUUCCUACAACCACAAGUAUAUCAUCUACACACGAGAGAGAGACAGAGAUUGAUCUAUAGAUUUGUUGUUGUUGUUGAUGUUGUGAUGGUACAUGGAAAUGGAAGAAGAGAUGAGGAUACAAAUGGAAUUAGAGUUGAGGAGGAGGAGGAGGAGGAGGAGUAUGAGGUGGAUGAUGUCAAUGAUCGAAUGGAGUCGUCGCGUGGAAGUCGAUUCAAUUUGCUCAAUAGAGAAUUGGAGCUCGACUACGCCCGGAGGAUAUUCAGCAGAGAAAAUGUCAUCAAGGGUAUUAAGGACCUUUCCAAAGGUCUCGCCAUUCAUCCUGACAACAGGUGGUACCGUGCAUGGACGAAGUUCAUUCUGGUGUGGGCAGUGUACUCAUCUUUCUUCACACCCAUGGAGUUCGGGUUCUUCAGGGGAAUGCCCAGUAAGCUUUUCUUAUGGGACAUCGCGGGUCAAGUUGCUUUCCUUGUAGACAUUGUCCUCCAAUUCUUCGUCGCUUACAGAGAUAGUCAGACCUACAAAAUGGUCUAUAAGCGCACCCCAAUAGCUCUUCGGUACCUGAAAUCUAAUUUUGUCUUCGAUCUUCUUUCUUGCAUGCCUUGGGAUGUUAUCUAUAAGGCUUGUGGAAAUAAAGAAGAAGUGAGGUACCUUUUGUGGAUCAGGUUAAGUCGGGUUCGCAAAGUCAUUGAUUUUUUUCAGAACAUGGAGAAGGAUAUACGGAUCAAUUAUCAGUUUACUAGGAUUGUCAAGCUUAUUGCGGUUGAACUCUAUUGCACACAUACUGCAGCCUGCAUAUUUUAUUAUUUGGCUACCACUCUUCCCGCGGAGCAAGAAGGGUAUACAUGGAUUGGGAGUUUAAAAAUGGGUGACUACAGUUAUUCACACUUCAGACAAAUUGAUUUGUGGACGCGGUACACAACAUCCCUAUAUUUUGCCAUUGUCACCAUGGCAACAGUUGGUUAUGGAGAUAUACAUGCAGUCAAUCUGAGGGAAAUGAUAUUCAUAAUGAUAUAUGUCUCUUUUGACAUGAUUCUUGGUGCUUAUUUGAUUGGUAACAUGACUGCAUUAAUUGUGAAAGGAUCAAAGACAGAAAGGUUCAGGGAUAAAAUGGCAGAUCUCAUGAAAUAUAUGAACAGAAAUAGACUUGGAAGGGACAUCCGCAAUCAGAUCAAAGGUCACUUGCGGUUACAGUAUGAAAGCAGCUAUACUGAAACUUCUGUCCUUCAGGAUAUGCCCAUCUCCAUUCGUGCUAAGAUUUCCCAAACUUUAUACAAGCCAUACGUUGAAAAUGUCCCUCUUUUCAAAGGAUGCUCUACAGAAUUCAUCAAUCAGAUUGUAAUCAGAGUCCAUGAGGAGUUUUUUCUCCCAGGAGAAGUGAUAAUGGAACAGGGAAAUGUGGUAGAUCAACUUUAUUUUGUCUGUCAUGGUAUGCUGGAGGAGGUUGGUAUAGGGGCAGAUGGAUCAGAAGAGACUGUUUCUAAUUUGGAACCUAACCAUUUAUUUGGUGAAAUUUCUAUUCUUUGCAACAUACCUCAGCCUUAUACUGUUCGAGUUUGCGAGCUAUGUAGGCUUCUGCGCCUUGAUAAACAAUCAUUCUCAAAUAUCCUUGACAUAUAUUUUCAUGAUGGGCGAAGAAUCUUGAUCAACCUUCUGGAGGGAAAAGAAUCAAAUGUUCGUGUGAAGCAAUUGGAAUCGGAUAUCACAUUUCAUAUUGGAAAGCAAGAAGCUGAACUUGCUUUAAGAGUUAAUAGUGCAGCUUAUCAUGGAGAUUUGCAUCAACUCAAAAGUUUGAUCCGAGCUGAAGCUGAUCCCAAGAAGACAGAUUAUGAUGGAAGAUCACCAUUGCAUCUUGCUGCAUCAAGAGGAUAUGAAGAUAUAACACUCUUCCUUAUUCAAGAAGGUGUAGACGUCAACAUUUCAGAUAAGUUUGGAAACACACCCUUACUAGAAGCCCUCAAGAAUGGUCAUGAUAGAGUUGCUUCUAUACUAGUUAAAGAAGGAGCUGCAUUAAAGAUUGAUGAUGCUGGUAGUUUCUUAUGUACGGUGGUUACGAACGGGGAUUCAGAUUUUCUCAAGAGGAUAUUAUCCAAUGGAAUUGAUCCAAACUCUAAAGAUUACGAUCACCGAACUCCACUUCAUGUAGCUGCCUCUGAAGGAUUAUAUUUAACAGCGAAGUUGCUUUUGGAAGCUGGGGCUAGUGUUUUUUUGAAGGACAGAUGGGGAAAUAGCCCACUUGAUGAAGCACAAAUAUGUGGAAACAAAAAUUUGAUCAAACUACUGAAAGAUGCAAAAUCAACUCAACUGCCUGAGUUCCCCAACUACUCUCAAGAAAUCACAGAUAGAGUGAAUUUGCGGAAAUGCACAGUGUUCCCUUUCCACCCAUGGGAUCCCAAGGACAAAAGAAAAUAUGGAAUUGUACUAUGGAUUCCACAAACCAUUGAGGAGCUCAUCAAAACAGCAGCCAAGCAGCUAGACUUGCCACGGGGUUCUUGCAUAUUAUCCGAAGAUGCAGGUAAAAUUCUUGAUGUGGGCAUGAUUAGUGAUGGCCAAAAAUUGUACUUAAUCAGUCAGACACAUUAGACAUUAUGAUGCCCUCUUGUAUGCUAUUUUCGUCAUCACUUGGCCUUUGUAUCAUCUUUGUGCUUAGUUUGAGUUGAGAUAUGAAAAGUUUGAUCAGCUUGGGUUUUGUUGCUGCAUUUCAGUCGCAUAUAAAAAUAUUCAACAAUUCUAAUGAAGCUACAAAAAACUGAGGACUUGAGGUUAUUGUUUUGACAUUGACAAAUAUGAGUGUGCAUUAAGGCCGUUUGGUA